Molecule: messenger RNA, 2255 nt
Organism: Nematolebias whitei (Rio pearlfish)
Lineage: Eukaryota; Metazoa; Chordata; Actinopteri; Cyprinodontiformes; Rivulidae
Gene: ebag9
Product: estrogen receptor binding site associated antigen 9
Exons: 7
Coding region: 296-943 (215 amino acids)
Cellular component (GO): secretory granule
Source: RefSeq, a predicted model, not a curated record
GCCAGGCCAGCUCAGAAAUGGCAGCCAUGGGACGCGGGCGAGGGAUAUCACGAAUUUAAGAGAGUUUUUCAUGGUCGUAGAUUGCUGUAGAUAGCGUUCACAUGCACGAGUUUGUUGUGGCGGUAUUAAUAUAAUUUGGGGCCAAUGUGUCGAUUGGGGAAAACGUUUAAAGGUUUCAGAAUCGGCAUGUUUUGUAGUGGGCUAAGCUAGGCAGCGGUUAGCAAAUAAACUUGUUUCCUCUGACUGACGAGAAGAAGCUUUUGUCCUGCAUACGUCGUCCUAGCUCACUUUCAUCAUGGCCAUCUCCCAGUUUCGUCUGUUCAAGAUCUGCACAUGCUUGGCCAACUUGCUGUCCUUCAUUAAGAGGUUAAUAUGCAGGAGUGGAAGAGGCCGCAAGCUCAGUGGGGAUCAAAUAACUCUGCCGACAACAGUGGAUUUUUCAUCUUUACCAAAACAGUCUUUACAGCCAGAGAUCGAAGAGUGGAGCUCCUGGGAUGAAGAAGCUCCUACAAGUAUUAAAAUCGAAGGUGGGAAUGGAAACAUUUCCCCUCCUCCCAACGAAGCAGACGAGGAGCCCGACUACUUUAAAGACAUGGCUCCAACGAUCAGGAAAACACAGAAGAUCAUGUUGAAAAAGCGGGAGCCCUUGAACUACCUGGUGCCAGAUGGGUCCGCAGGAUUCUCCAGCAGGCUGGCUGCCUCUCAGGAUAUGAUGAACUUCAGUCCACCCUCAGCCGAACUGGGAGAAAUGGAAAACUGGCAGGAGGACACGAACGCCUGGGAGGACGAGUCUGAUGCUGCCUGGGAGGCAGAGGAGGUGCUCAGGCAGCAAAAGCUGGCAGAGCGAGAGAAGCGGUUCAUGGAGCAGCAGAAGAAAAAGAUGGAAAAAGACGCUCAGAGAAUGUUGAAGAAGGAGCAAAAGAUUGCCGUCAAGCUUUCGUAACGUUUUAAAAUGCUCAGUUUUGAGCUAAAGGGAUCGGUGUGGGAGCAAAGACUCUAUAUUUAUCAUUACGUCUUUCAAAUCAAACCAACAAGAUUAUCAGUCACUACUUCUCUGUUUGUAAAUUGUCAUCCUCCUGUUUCCACCAGCAGCCAUCUUGGUCCAUUUCCCUAAAAGUAUCAGUCUUAAGAGCAAACCUGUUUUACUGUUUCAGGUGACGUCCUUAACGGAGUCAGUAACAGCACUUUCAUCUUAGGAGUAAAAAAGUUAGAUCCAGCUUUAGAUUCCAACUUAAUCUGGUUGGUGUUGAAAUGUUUUUAAUUUCCCAGGAACAUUUGUAAAUAAACUGGUAUCUCUGCCACCUUUUGAGCUCUGGGGAGGAGCACAGUUGCCUUUAUUUGGCCUCCAGUGAGUGAACACGGCGUAAUUUGUUCGGUCACUGUAUACCAGUGACAUCCUUUGGUUUGCUGCUCUGAUUCUUGUUUUUAUAUUUAUAUUUGACCUGAUCAGAAAACUUUUCUUUUCUAAUGGAUUUUGCUUGAAAUGUCUCAUCUUGUGCCGUUUAGCCUUUACUACACUGGAGGUUUGCAUAAUAAACAAAAGAGGAAUUUAGUCAACUAAACAGGCUGUUGAUAAAUAUCAUAGAUUAGUAUCAAGCCUGCAUAUGAAUUAUAGCUGUGGGUUCCUAUGGUAACCUCAUGGCAGUUGGCUUACUGUUCAAUUAUUCAACUCGGUCAUCCUUUGAAGAGAACUUAUCCAGUGAUUGGUGCAUUUUUAUGGCAAAGGGAAGUUUCUUUUAUUAAAUGAUUAUUCACACAAACGUGAAUCAGAAGGAAUUCAAAUGACGUGGCUGGAGGAGGUGGGGGUUACUUUCACAACAAAACUGGAAGUUUUCUUGAGCUUAGUUUUUCCUUUUUUCUUGUCAGAAAUUUCUGGUCCUCAAAUGGAGAAAAAUAUUCCAGUGUCCAUGUCGCCAUGGAAACAUCAGUUAAAACUGAAAUAAUUGAAUAUGAUGCAUUUUACAGAACAGAUGGAAACAAGGUGAAACUUUUUUCUUAUUCAUUGUCAGAAACAUUUGCAGGUACCGUAUUUUCUGCUUCUUAAACAAGUGAAAACCCAAAGGUACUGAUUCUGUUAAACUCAACUGAUGAAGUGAUUAUUAAAUGCAUGGCCAGUGUUACGAAUGAACUUGAGAAUUAAGGCGGUCGUUUCAAACGAAGUCAGCAAAAGUUUUUUUGUUUUUUUUCCUUGACAAAAAUUACAUUUGUAACUAAUCUUAAGAAAAACUUUUUUCAUUUGUCAAUGUUCAUGUCUG